UUAUUUUUUUUUUAAAUUUGUUAUAUUUUCAUUUGUAUAAAAAUAUGAGCUGCACGAGUACGGUAAUUUAACAGAAACUAGGGCACAGUAUGAGAUUGUCCUUAAAAAUUUAACUCAAUAAAUAUAUGAUGGUGGAAUAUUUGAAAAUAUUAAUAGACGUAUUCAAAAUUAGACCAAGUAAUUGUUUGAAUAAUAAUGAUAAUAACAAUAAUAAUAAAUAAAUUAUGCUCAGAAUAACGGAAUAAUUAAAAAUGGCAUUGCCAAAAUUAAAUGAUUACGCACUUCUUGAAAAAAUUGGUACGGGAAGUUAUGCGACAGUUUACAAAGCAGUAAAAAAGGAUAGUUCCCGCGAUGUGGUUGCAAUUAAAUGUGUAGAUAGUUCAACACUUUCAAAAUCAGCAAUCGAUAAUUUAAUUACAGAAAUUAAUUUAUUAAAAGUAUUGAAGCAUGAGCACAUUGUUGAAAUGAAGGAUUUUUUUUGGGGCGAGGGACAAAUAUACAUUGUUAUGGAAUACUGCAAUGCCGGUGAUCUGUCGACAUUCAUAAAAAGAAAAAAUAAAUUACCGGAAAAUGUGUGCCGUAAAUUUUUGCAGCAGCUUGCACUUGCACUUAAGUAUUUACGUUCUAACAAUGUAUGCCAUAUGGAUUUAAAACCACAAAAUCUUUUACUUAUUAGAAAACCUACACUAAGACUUAAAGUCGGAGAUUUUGGUUUCGCUCAAUAUUUAUCUUGUGAUGAACAUAAAUUUUCAAUUCGUGGAUCACCGCUUUAUAUGGCACCUGAAAUAUUACUUCACCAUGAAUAUGAUGCGCGUGUUGAUUUAUGGAGCGUUGGAGUUAUUAUGUAUGAAUGUUUGUUUGGUAAAGCGCCUUAUUCUAGUAAUACUUUAGAAGAAUUAGCUGAAAAAAUCAAAAGUUGCCGUCCUAUUGAGAUACCUAAAGGAUCACAUGUGUCUAAUGAAUGUAAUGAUUUAUUACAAUCAUUAUUAAAACAUGAUCCCGCAGAACGAAUAACUUUUGAAAAUUUUUUCGCUCACGAAUUUUUGGAUCUCGAACAUGCGCCGACGCAAGAAAACUAUGAAAAAGCUAUUGCAUUGAUACAGUGUGCUAUUAAAGAAGACACGGAAAAAAAUUAUCAAGAGGCAUUUCAACUUUAUUGCAAUGCAUUGCGUUAUUUUGUACCAAUUUUAAUGGAUGAAUCGGAUUCACAAAAGAAGAGGCAUCUAAGACAGCGAAUUAACGAAUACAUAAAUCGUGCGGAAAAGCUUAAACAAUUGUGUGGGGAUAAGAGUACCUCAAAUGAAGCUAAUCACCAACUGUUGAAAGAACACAAACAAUUAUUAAUAAGACAGCAAUCAACGAACUCAUUUCCUUAUGCCGAAUUAAAAAGUUUGAGUAAAAGCACAUCCGACAUGGCGUCAGGUCUUGAAAUGGGCGAAGUCGGAGAACAGUAUUUUGCAGAAGGUAAUUACACCCUUGCGCUCGAGAAGUUCAAAUCUUGUUUAGGGAUUCUUGUGCGCGUGCUUAGCAAAGAACCACCAGGAAGAAGAAGAGAACUUCUUCAUCAACAGAUCCAAAUGUGGAUGAAACAAGCCGAGUGUACAAAAGGACUUCUUGCGACAAAAGGAGUACAAGAUUUGACUAAAUCUGCAGAAACUACUGACCAAUGUCGUCUAUCAUAGCUCAUUAAUUUUCUGUUAAUAAACGACACUAAUUGUUUACAAUAUUGUUUUUAUUAAAGCUACUCCCUUAAUGAAGCUCAUUUUCAACAAUUAAUGUAUACUGCGUUAAUAAGAAAAAAAACUAACGCCAUUAUUACUGUUAAUAGUUGCGUGAAUUCUAUAAUAGUUAAAAUGAGCUUUGUACAAAAUAAUAACUUAAACAUAAAUUUCGAGGUUAGGUUAAAUAAGUAACACA
Microplitis demolitor is the source of this 1917-nucleotide messenger RNA. It is a transcript of the gene Aduk, whose product is annotated as serine/threonine-protein kinase ULK3. NCBI's taxonomy places the organism in Eukaryota, Metazoa, Arthropoda, Insecta, Hymenoptera, Braconidae. The transcript has 10 exons. Gene Ontology annotation, molecular function: protein serine/threonine kinase activity; ATP binding. The coding region runs from base 252 to 1682 and encodes 476 amino acids. Gene Ontology annotation, cellular component: cytoplasm; autophagosome. Gene Ontology annotation, biological process: autophagosome organization; autophagy; peptidyl-serine phosphorylation. The record is from RefSeq and is a predicted model, not a curated record.